Messenger RNA from Scaptodrosophila lebanonensis, 1527 nucleotides. RefSeq lists its product as uncharacterized. Lineage: Eukaryota; Metazoa; Arthropoda; Insecta; Diptera; Drosophilidae. The record is from RefSeq and is a predicted model, not a curated record. The transcript has a single exon. Gene Ontology annotation, biological process: protein peptidyl-prolyl isomerization. Gene Ontology annotation, molecular function: peptidyl-prolyl cis-trans isomerase activity. The coding region runs from base 78 to 1295 and encodes 405 amino acids.
AUUAGUUGCCAGUUCGAAACUGAACUACCGGAAAAAUUCAAGUUUUAAUUUUCGAUAAUUUAGUAAACUCCAGAAGAAUGUUUAUUAGAGAAGAUUCGCGCAACACUGGACGGGAAAGAAACAUGCUCGUCCACAAGAAUGCACUGCCCUAUCUGGCCGCCGUAAAGCGGGGACUCUACACACUGACAAAUCCGGUCUAUGGCAGCAAUCCAGUACCUAGCGCCUUCGACCAACGUAACAAUCCGGCUGAGGGCAAUCCGAUGCAGCAGCAGCAUGUCAUAAACAUUGACCGGAAGGCCUUCAAAAACAACCAUAAGUAUUACCAACACCUAGUGAUGACUCCCGAACAGCAGCUGCCCAAGGCCAAGUCCCACGUGGUCAUGAACGAGCAGCGGGAGCUUUAUCGCCAGCAUCGCAAGCGCAUGGCCAAUAUAAAGGGCAAGGUGAACACAAACCUGCCAGCUCCCACUUUCAAGAUCGAGGGCAACCACAUGGAGCUGUCCUACAUGGAAAUGCUGACGGCUCUCUAUCGGAAGAGUAACAAUACACUGCGCACCUUCACCAAGUCCCCGGAGCGCCUGGCCGCUGGCCGUUGGCGCAACACCAACGUGGCACGCGAGAAGGAACGCAAGCAGCAGGAGCAGAACAAGAAACUGUACCAAGGCGGCGGCCUCUUCGAUCCAAACGUCGGCAAGUCGCGAUCCCGAAAAGGCGCUACCAAGCCCUUCACCUACGAGAUACCCAUGCACGUACUGCAUCGCUACGAGAAACUGAUGCCCAAGUGUGACGUGGGAAUGCUCUGCAAACUUCUCCGUCCGCAGGUCUACUUUGAUGUGGAGGUUCGUGGCACUCGAGUCCAUGGACGAUUGGCCAUACAGCUCUUCACGGAGGCCUGUCCCGAGGUGGUGCUACAGUUCAUGCGUCUCUGCACCCUGCGUGAGAGCCGACGCAUCUGUUUCACGCGCACAUUUGCGCCCAUCUGGCUGGAGGGGAAGGUUGCGCUCGACUCGGAUCGCACCCUCGACAUGUCUCAUAUCGAGCAUGACUUCGAGGUGCUGAACCACGGCGUCGACGCGGGAAUAUUGUCCUUUCCCAGUCGCUAUGUGCGAGGCAGCUCCCGGACCGCCCUCAACUUUACCAUUAGCUUUAAGCCACUUUCCAUUCUGAAUGGUAAGCGCAUCGCGUUUGGCAAGAUACGCAAGGGACUGCAGCUGCUGGAGCGCAUCCAGGACGCCACAUCGCAUUUGGCUAAGCCGCACGACCUAGUUGUUAUGAAAGGCUGCGGUGUACUGUAGAACUUUCCGGAUGCUGCUCAGAUCACAUCCAAAUCUUUAAUGUGUCAUGAGAGAAAAUUUCUGGUGUGCGCUUGGCUUGAAAACAUUGUGCAAUAGCACACCAUUUCCCUUUUAUAAUACAAACUAAAACUAAAAUAUAUACUAAAAGGGAAUGCUAAAGUCGGCUCAACUCCUAAAUACCCUGUACCACCCCACAAAAAAGAAAUUAAAUUAAUUAAUUAAUAUAAUUAAA